AUGCUGGAUUGGAUGAUAAGCGUUGGGGGUCAAAAAAUUCAGUCGGAGAAACAGAUUCGGUUGAAAGGACAAUGUUCAAUUGGGCCGCUAAUAAAGCGUUACACGGUCAAAGCUCUGUGUUCUGGGUUCAGUGCUGGUAUUCUAAAGCUGGAUAGAAUUGAACCGGCUGGUGAUGAAGCUUCUUCUAAUCAGCCUCUUGUUCAACCAUCAUUAGAGAAAUUCCCACAAGGGCUCCAUCAAACCGAAAUGGAAGAAAGCUUGUUAACGACUUUGGUAAGCAAUGGUUGUGUUGAUCUUCGAGGCAGAAUUGCGGACAAGCAAACUACUGGAGGAUGGAAAGCUACUCCUUUUAUUAUAGUGAAUGAAGUUGCUGAGAGGUUAGCAUUUUUUGCUACAUCUGUGAACAUGGUGGCUUACUUGGUCACUGAAAUGCAUCAGUCAAUUCCCAAAGCUGCAACUCAUGUGACUGACUGGAUUGGAGCUGCCUAUGUACUUACACUCCUAGGAGCGUUUUGUGCUGAUGCAUACCUGGGCCGAUUCAAGACCAUCAUUAUUUUCUCUUGCAUCUAUACAGUGGGAAUGACAUUAAUGACAGUGUCAGCUUCUAUAGACAGCUUACGUCCACCACAGUGCAAGGUAAGGCCAUGCCCAGAAGCAACCGAUGGCCAGACAGGGUUCCUCUAUGUUGCACUGGCACUAAUAGCUCUUGGUACCGGCGGUAUCAAGCCUUGUGUCUCAUCUUUUGGGGCUGACCAAUUCGAUGAGGCAGACGAGAAAGAAGUGCCAAAGAAAUAUGCGUUCUUCGAUUGGUUCUUCUUUGCAAUAAAUAUGGGUGCUAUCUUGGGUUUAACAGUAUUCGUAUAUAUCCAACAACAAAAGGGAUGGAUUUGGGGUUUUGGGCUACCUACAGCGGCCAUGGCUUUCUCCAUCAUCAUUUUAGUAGCUGGCAUUCGUUAUUAUCGUUUCCAAAAGCCCAUGGGGAGCCCUUUCACCAGGUUCGCGCAGGUCAUGGUGGCUUCUGUAAGGAAUCAUUUGAAUGGAGUUCAGGUGCGACAUCAAACCGAGCUUUACGAGGUUAAUACUAAGGAAUCUGACAUCAAGGGCGCCCAAAAGCUGUCUCACACAAUACAAUAUGGUUUCUUGGACAAGGCAGCAGUUGUAACAGACCCUGAUGCCGACACCAGUGACCGUUGGAGAGUUUGCACAGUAACACAAGUAGAAGAAUUCAAGUCUUUUAUUAGAAUCCUCCCAGUAUGGGCAUCCACAAUUGCCUUCUCCGUCAUCUAUGCUCAGCUCUCAACCUUCUUCAUCAGCCAAGCCACCAUCAUGGACCGAAAACUCGGCUCCAACUUCACAAUUCCGGCAGGUUCAGUCCCCAUCUUCUGUACCCUCAAUGCCCUCAUCCUCGUCCCCAUCUACGAAAAAGUAAUAGUCCCUGUCCUCCGUAAACACACCGGCCUCACCCGCGGCAUCACAUCACUGCAACGUAUAGGAGUUGGUUUAUUUCUUUCAAUAUUUUCACUAGUAUCAGCUGCGUUGGUCGAAAAAAAGAGACGUGACAGCCCUAACCCUUCAGCGAUGAGUUUGUUUUGGUUGUUUCCACAAAUAUUCUUAUUAGGCAGUGCAGAAGUCUUCAUCUACGUAGGACAGCUAGAAUUUUUCUAUGAUGAAGCAACUGAUGGAGCACGAAGUAUUAGCAGUGCAGUGUUUCUUAGUGAGGUUGGGAUUGGAAGUUGGUUAAGUACUGCAUUAGUUACGAUCAUUGAAAAAGCAACUGGUGGAGAAAAAAAUGGGUGGUUAAGGAAUGAUCUUAAUAAAAGCAGGCUUGAUUAUUUCUACUGGGUGUUAUCUGUGAUUAAUUCGGUCAAUUUCCUAGUUUAUUUGUGGGUUGCUUGUAUUUAUAAGGGUAGGGGUGUCGGAGUUGGGAGUGUGAGAGAUGAGAGUGUGGUUGGUGAUUGUGAUGGGGACAGUGAUGGUGGAAGAAGAGCGGAUAAAGAUCAAUUUCAAAGGAGAAUUGAACCGGUUGGUGAUGAGCUUUUUGAUCAGUCUUUUAUGCAACCAUCAUUAGAGAAGUUCCCACAAGAGGAGCUCCAUCAAACGACUAUGGAAGAAAGCUUGUCAACAACUUUGGUAAGCAAUGAUCUUGUUGAUAUUCGAGGUAGAAUUGCAGACAAGCGAACCACUGGAGGAUGGAAAGCUGCUCCUUUUAUUAUAGUGAAUGAAGUUGCUGAGAGGUUAGCAUUUUUUGCUGUAGCUGUGAACAUGGUAGCUUACUUGGUCUUUCAAAUGCAUCAAUCACUUCCAGAUGCCGCAACUCAUGUGACUGACUGGAUUGGAGCUGCCUAUGUCCUUACACUUCUUGGAGCGUUUUGUGCUGACGCAUACCUGGGCCGAUUCAAGACCAUCAUUAUUUUCUCUUGCAUCUAUGCAGUGGGAAUGGUAUUGUUGACCCUCUCAGCUUCUAUAGACAGCUUACGUCCACCAGAAUGCAAGGCAAGGCCAUGCCCACAAGCAACCGAUGGCCAGACAGGGUUCCUCUAUGGUGCACUGGCCCUUAUAGCCCUUGGUACCGGCGGUAUCAAGCCAUGUGUCUCGUCUUUUGGGGCUGACCAAUUCGAUGAGGCAGACGAGAAAGAAGUACCAAAGAAAUAUGCAUUCUUCAAUUGGUUCUUCUUCGCCAUAAAUAUAGGUGCUCUCUUGGGUAUAACAGUAUUGGUAUAUAUACAAGAGAAAAAGGGAUGGGCUUGGGGUUUUGGGCUACCUACAGGGGCCAUGGUUAUUUCCCUCAUCGUAUUAGUAGCUGGCAUUCGUUUUUAUCGUUUCCAAAAGCCCAUGGGGAGCCCUUUCACCAGGUUCGUUCAGGUCAUGGUGGCUUCUGUGAGGAAUCAUUUGAAUGGAGUUCAGGUUCCACGUCAAACUGAGCUUUACGAGGUUAAUACCAAGGAAUCUGCCAUCAAGGGCGCCCAAAAGCUGUCUCACACCUUACAGUAUAGUUUCUUGGACAAGGCAGCGGUGGUGACAGACCGUGAGGUCGACACAAGGAACCGUUGGAGACUUUGCACAGUGACACAAGUUGAAGAAUGUAAGUCCUUUAUUAGAAUCCUCCCAGUAUGGGCAUCCACAAUCGCACUCGCCAUCUCCUUUGCUCAGCUCUCAACCUUCUUCAUCAGCCAAGCCAACAUCAUGGACCGAAAACUCGGCUCCGACUUCGAAAUUCCAGCAGGUUCCAUCCCAGUCUUCAGCGCCGUCAAUGCCCUCAUUCUCGUCCCCACCUACGAAAAAUUUAUUGUCCCUUUCCUCCGUAAGCGCACCGGCCACCGCCGUGGCAUCACAUCAUUGCAACGCAGUGCAGAAGUUUUCACCUACGUAGGACAGCUAGAAUUUUUCUAUGACGAAGCAACUGAUGGGACAAGAAGUAUUAGUAGUGCAAUGUUUCUUAGUGAGAUUGGGAUCGGAAGUUGGUUAAGUACUGCAAUUGUUAAGAUCGUUGAAAAAGCAACUGGUGGACAAGAAAAAGGGUGGUUGAGGAAUAGUCUUAAUAAAAGCAGGCUUGAUUAUUUCUACUGGGUUUUAACCGUGAUUAAUGCGGUUAAUCUCGUAGUUUAUUUGUGGAUUGCUGUUCUUUAUAAGGGCAGGAUUGGUGCAAUUGGGAGUUUGAGAAAUGAGAGUGUGGCUGAGAUGGGUGAUGGUGGUUUGGUGGGAAAAGAGAAUGAUGAAGGUGAAUUCUGA
Messenger RNA from Dovyalis caffra, 3729 nucleotides. The record is from the annotation of a GenBank genome assembly. Lineage: Eukaryota; Viridiplantae; Streptophyta; Magnoliopsida; Malpighiales; Salicaceae.